Messenger RNA from Cooperia oncophora, 948 nucleotides. NCBI's taxonomy places the organism in Eukaryota, Metazoa, Nematoda, Chromadorea, Rhabditida, Trichostrongylidae. The record is from the annotation of a GenBank genome assembly.
AUGUCGGUAACUGGCGCCACUUCGGGCGCCUUGAUAUUUUCUGGUGCCACCUUAAUUGUUUCGUUAUUCACUGCAGCUGCCAUAUAUGGCCAGGUCAGCACUAUCUGGGAUGAACUCGACGCUGAAAUGAACAGUUUCAAAAUACUCACCGACGAUCUCUGGAAAGACAUGGUCGGUCUUGGAGCUGGUACUCCAUCAAAUCGUGUCAGACGAGAGUCUUACGGAGGCUACGGAGCGAGUGGGUCUCAAGAACCAAUGAAAAACCCUUCGGCAGGCUACGGUAGCACCCCGCCAAUUUCAAGAUGCAUGUGUGCUCUGGAGAACAACUGCCCUCCUGGUCCUGCUGGAGUAACUGGAUUUCCUGGACCAGAUGGGUACGACGGGCUUGAUGGAAUACCUGGACAUGAUGGCCUCGAUUGCGAUGACGUCAUGAAUGAGGCUUCACAGGGCUGUUUCACUUGCCCUCAGGGGCUUCCUGGUCCACAAGGACCCGCAGGAGCUCCAGGAGUUCGUGGAAUGCGUGGAGCUAGAGGACAGCCCGGUGCACCUGGAAGAGAUGGAGGCCCAGGAAUGCCCGGAGAAAUGGGACCUCCGGGACCACCUGGUGCUGAUGGAACUCCGGGAAAGCCCGGAGAAAAGGGAGACGAUGCCGAGAAACCCGUUGGACGAGCUGGACCACGCGGAGCUCCCGGAGAACAGGGACCAGAAGGUCCUGAGGGAUCCCCCGGUAGGGAUGCCUAUCCCGGUCAACAAGGCCCACAAGGAGAACAAGGAAGUCCAGGAUACCAGGGAGCUGCGGGCCCAGAUGGAGAUGAAGGGCCCCAAGGACCUCCUGGCAACCCCGGCAAGGAUGCCGAGUACUGCAAGUGUCCUGAUCGUGAAUCUGAUUACAAGUCUGGAGGGCAUCAUGGAAAUGGGUACAGAAGAAAAAAACAUCGCAAGCACUAA